Messenger RNA from Oppiella nova, 797 nucleotides. Lineage: Eukaryota; Metazoa; Arthropoda; Arachnida; Sarcoptiformes; Oppiidae. The record is from the annotation of a GenBank genome assembly.
AAUACUGUGAGCACUGGUAGCUUUUGAUAGAGUUGUGCCAAAAUAUUACAUUUUUUCAGUGCACUUAUGGAGGACUCCUACCAAACUAUCGAAGGUUUUCAAGGCGGUGACCUGGGGCCGGUAUUCGUGCUGAAACCCGAGCCCCUGGAGGUGGCUGAGGGUGAAAGCGCCAAAUUCUGCUGUCGACUUGUAGGCAACCCCCGACCCCUAGUCAAGUGGUUCAUAAACGGCAAUCAUGUGGUGAAUGGAUCCAAGUAUAAGAUCCGCAACGACGGCAUCCAUCAGUUGGAGAUACCGAAGACCUCUGAGUUCGAUAGGGGAACGGUAGAGGUGUGCGCACGCAAUCAGUUCGGGGAGACUAAGUAUAGCACGACUCUGGAUGUGCGGCAACGCAACGCCGACUACAGGUCUCUGCUUAAGAACUCACCCAAACCCAACUACGACGACAAUGUGGCUAAAUAUCAGCUUCAGAGACGACUGUCCCAAGAGGACGGCAGUGGGAAGGGGUUUGAGGAGCGAACCAAACCGGGCGGACAUUUCGGCGUCUGGUAUAAGGAGAAGCCCGACGACAAGGAGCCGCCCCCUCGACGGCCCAGCGAUGGCCCGAUGCACCCCUUCCACGCCUCCCAUAGUUUUAUGAACUACUGAUCUCUCGGUUUACGACACAUUUUAUGGAUUAUAUAUUUAUAUCGAUUUUAUGAUUCAUUUUACUAAUCAAUACGAUUCUCUGGGAUUUAAAUUUUCAAUUAUUAUUAUAUAAAUUACCUUUUCACUAUAAAUCUGUUAUUAACCACGAU